Molecule: messenger RNA, 585 nt
Organism: Oreochromis niloticus (Nile tilapia)
Lineage: Eukaryota; Metazoa; Chordata; Actinopteri; Cichliformes; Cichlidae
Product: claudin-4-like
Exons: 1
Coding region: 1-585 (194 amino acids)
Cellular component (GO): membrane; bicellular tight junction
Molecular function (GO): structural molecule activity
Source: RefSeq, a predicted model, not a curated record
AUGACAGCUGGCGUAAGACACCUUCUAGGCUUGGCCUUGGCCAUUGUCAGCUUUGUGGGGACCAUUGUCAUCUGUGCACUUCCACAGUGGAGAAUCGAAAAAAUCUUCUGGGAAUCGAGCAACGUUGCUCCCCAGGUGUUCAUUGAAGGUUUGUGGAAAGUUUGUGGUCCUUACAGUGCACACACUGAGUGCAAAGAGUAUGAGGAACCAUUUGUGUCUAUAAGUCAAGACCUGGAGGUUGCUAGAGCGCUCAUCGUCAUUGCCAUUAUCGUUGGUGUCAUUGGGAUCCUGCUUGGUGCUGCUGGGAGCAAAUUCAUCAACUUUGUGCCAGACGAAAGGAAAAGGAGCAAAAUAGCUAUGGCUUCUGGAGUUGUUUGCAUCAUUGCAGGCAUAUUUGUGCUAAUACCAAUCAGCUGGACCACCAUCACCACCACCACCAUCCAGAAUAAUUUCAACAACUUUCUGCCUCAUGGCACUCUGGAACUGGGAGCCUCGCUUUAUAUUGGCUGGAUCACCACAGCACUUCUGUUCCUGGGAGGAGGCCUCCUCUGCAGCUCCUUUAUCUGCCAAGAUGGAACUGACUAA